Telopea speciosissima is the source of this 1063-nucleotide messenger RNA. Its product is annotated as NDR1/HIN1-like protein 6. The record is from RefSeq and is a predicted model, not a curated record. The coding region runs from base 72 to 848 and encodes 258 amino acids. NCBI's taxonomy places the organism in Eukaryota, Viridiplantae, Streptophyta, Magnoliopsida, Proteales, Proteaceae. The transcript has a single exon. Gene Ontology annotation, cellular component: plasma membrane.
UCUUCUUCUCCCUUCAAAGAACUCUCAAUUCACAGAAACAAACCCUGAAGUGAUCUGAAAGUCUUGAAGAGAUGACAGACAGGAUCUACCCUUCGAAACCCACUUCAAAUCCUCCCCAAACACUGAAGGUCAAUGGCAACCCAUCAUUCCCGGCGACCAAGGGUCAGCUCUACAACCGCCCCAUGUACCGUCCUCAGCCGAAGCCCCAGCGCUACCGCCGCAGUUGCUGCUGCAUCUGUUGCCUCUGGACUACGCUACUCAUCAUCACUCUCAUCCUGCUCGCCGCCAUCGCCGGCGCCGCCCUCUGGGUCCUUUACCGCCCCCACCGCCCUACCUUCUCUGUGACGUCCGUACGGAUCUCGCAGUUCAACGUCACCACUUCCUCCGACGGCUCCUCCUCCAAGCUCAACUCCAAAGUCGAUCUUACGAUCGUCGCUCGCAACCCAAACAAGAAGCUCGUUUUCUUAUACGACCCAACUGCUGUGACCAUGAGCUCCGGUGGUACCGAUGUCGGCAACGGAACUUUACCGGCGUUUACUCACGAAACAAAGAACACGACUGUUUUGAGGGCGACGGUGUCAAGUGUAGGUGAAGAUCUGGACUUGUCGUCGGCGGCGUCGUUGAAGUCGGAUCUGAAAAAGGGUGAGAUACCGUUGGUGAUUGAGAUGGACACGAAGGUGAAGGUACAGAUAGGAAAUUUGAAGACGAAUAAGGCUAUGAUCAGGGUUACCUGCAAUGGGCUGAAAGCAAAUGUUCCGAAAGGAAAAACGCCGGCGACUUUGUCUUCGUCUUCUGAUGCAACUUGUGUGGUUAAGCUCCGAAUCAAGAUCUGGAAAUGGACUUUCUGAAUAAUUUUAUUGUUUCUUAUUUAUUUUUCUUUCUUCAUCUUUACUGUUUUUGAAUUGAAGUGGGAUUUUCGUUUUAAAUCUUUUACGGGUUGAAGAUUUGAGUGUUGAUUUGUAAAUGGAGAAGAAUUUGGUAAAAAUUAGAGACAGAAAAAGAGAAAGUUUUACGGUUAUGAUAUCGAAUUUGUUGUAUAAUUCUUUCAGAAUUUCAUAACUUA